Messenger RNA from Vanrija pseudolonga, 1149 nucleotides. RefSeq lists its product as uncharacterized. Bases 1 to 1149 code for a protein of 382 amino acids. The record is from RefSeq and is a predicted model, not a curated record. The transcript has a single exon. Lineage: Eukaryota; Fungi; Basidiomycota; Tremellomycetes; Trichosporonales; Trichosporonaceae.
AUGCCCAAAGAUCCUGCCCCAUCCUUUGACACCUCUGUCAAUGGCGAACGAGCACCGCCAGAGCCCUCGAGGAAACGAGUUUCCGAGGUGUACAAGCGUGUGGCGAUCAAGUUCAACACGAAAGAGGAACCAGGCGUCCCCGUUUUUCAGUUGGGGAUACCGUUUAAAGGCGUGGUAAGCAUGGCCGAACUAGAUUGGAACGGCGACAUGGCUGCCCAUCUCAAGGCCCUCCGGCUCCUCAAGCACUGCCGCACGCUCGACAUCAUCCUCGAUACAUGGAAAUUGCCGCCACAGUUCAAGGAAAAAGGGCAGUUCCACGAGCUCGAGACCGCGCUCGCCUCUGUAACCGGAGUUCACAUCAACAACGGCGCGGAAAUACCUUUCAACCUUCCCAAACUAAAACGCCUGGUCCGUUCAUUCACUAUCCCAGAAUCAUUCCAAGAGGAGUCCAAGAAGAAGGCAUUUUACGAAUUCGAGCGCGCGCCGCUUCCCUCCACUGUCAGGACCGUAGCCUACAUGAUCCACUUCUCGAAGGGUGUCUUGGACCGCAAACCAGCCAUCUCAGCUUUGGGGUUACGGGACUCCCCGGGCGUAAAGCAGGUCUACUUCCAGUUCGACGGCGAUACCCCGCCACCAUCGAGUGGUACUUUUGUCAAGGGUGGCACAGUCCCGCGGUUGCUCUUCUUCUUGAUGGGGAGCAUUGCACCCCGAAUCGGAAAGAUGAACACGACAUUUUUAUGGAGGGACCGUACCAACGCGCCUGAAGACUUCUACUGCACCCCUGGUUGCUCCGGCUUCGGCCCGUGCCAGAGCUGCGGCAAGCCAGGGGGCCCCGAGGACUUCUCACCCGAUUCCGCGUUCGUGCGCAGCGGUCUGAUAGUCCUCACCGCCUCGGUCGAGUGGUUCCGACGAGAUCCAAACGGUUGGACCGCAUGGGACACAGGCGAGUUCUUCAAUGACGGCCCAUUACCUCCAGGCGCAACGGACGAAGAGCUGGGCAACACUUGGAUGAAGCGAAUCACCAGCUCGUGGGGCACCGUUGAGGCUGCUGCACGUACCCAGAAACUGGACAUUCGGAGUUUCAGCGGCUUUCAGGAGGCCAAAGAAGAACGCCUAAUGCCUUGGCCUGCCAUGGAAGGGUACUUGUAG